UAAAUUAACUACCACAGCGUUGUCAGGAUUAAACACACGCAUACAGUCACAACCAAAUUCACACUUCAGAGCGACAUUGCAUUGGAGAGCCGUCAAUAAUUAAAGCUAUAAGUGGAAGUCUAUAUUAUUAAGAAUAUUCUUUACUUUUACAGGAUAAGAGUCAUGGCGUUCAACGCCAAUUUUGCGUGGAUUAAACCGUCCGUUUUUACCUACGAGGUGUCAGCGCCCGAAUCCCUGAACGGCCGAUUACAAGAUUUGUUUAACAGCAGUUUGCCUUUUUAUCUGCCCGCCGCUUAUCACCGAGUGCAAACCCAGCCCGAUUGCUACAAGCAAUUUCUGCACGCCGCACAAUUUAUUUUGCACAACGAGGUGCACGGAGUAGCAUUUUGGAAAAUGAUCGACGCGCUCUGCAGGAAAACUCGUCCAGAAAUACCAAUCAGCUCGGAAUUUCUGAGCGUGCGAACACUUUUCGAGGAGUUUGCCAAUAACCUGGACGAAUGCAAAAAUGCAGCCGAGUACCUUUUCGAGCCGCGGGUCAUCAUGCAGCUACCAUAUUUCCCCAGCGUCCUUUAUCAAUGGAUGAGUGCAUUCACCGCAGAGUGGUUCAGGAUUUCCAAGAAACUGUCGUUUCUCGGUUUAUUCGCAUAUCCUGCAAGUCUAAAAACUCCCUUGACUGAACUGAAUAAAUUUUACCACAGCGCCGAGGCUUUUAUUGCGGGUGGUUUUGCUCUUUUGGGACUCGGAGUGAAAAGCUACCCGCAAAUUGACCACAAAUUGGUUCAAUUCAUCAAAGUACAUUUUGUACCGAGAAUCGGCCAUUUUCAAGAAUUUUUCUCCAAAUGCGACUCUCUCGAUAUUGUCCUUUUAUCGGUUCAGAGACAAAUCCUGAUGAAGUUUGGAAAGGAGUCAAUGGUAAGCAUUCGAGUGAAAAAAGAUCACUUGACGAAUCUUGAAUCAUUGAGGUUGCCCUUUCGCAUCAACAUCGGUCGAUCAUUGUCGUUGAUGCAUGCGAUUCAGGACGACGGAGUGUUUGGUCACCGCAUUACAGAUCUCUCCGAAAUUGACCGGGUCCUGACUUCUGCUGACAGCACGUUGGAUCUGAUCUGUGUGGAUGACGAUCCGAUGAUGUUCAUAGCGAUCGCCUCUACCUGCACAGUGAAUUGGAACAGAGAAGUGUACGUGUCGUUCCUGGAGCAACACAUAAUUGAGAACAGGUUGAUCAAUGGUUUCUCACAGCAAGAUUUAAAAAGAGGGCCCGAGAUUAAGUGCAUUGUCGAUAACAUCGAGAACUACUUUUUUUAUGAGUUUUGUUUGAAGGACAACGAAUUGUGCACCGACAACGGGCACACAAAUGUAUUUGUCAGCUUGGAUUGCAGGCGUUCGUUACAUCGCAUUCUCACUAACACCAUGGGAUAUUUACUGCUAUUUCAGAAGCUUAAAGGAAUUAACGCAGAGUUCAACUUUCCUGAUAAAGCCUCCGCAUCAUCUAACCUGCUUUACCUGCUUAAAUGCAUCAAAAUCAUCAAAGAAGCCACAUCAAAACCGAGAUUGGAUAUUGAUAGAGUUGUUGAAAGUCUACGAAAGGAAACUGCAAUGUCCAAAAAAUUUCAGGCCAGGAACAACUACUUUGACAGGAAAGCUGCUGCAAUGCAGGAAAGAAUAUCUCGGAUGGUCACAGCGAUUCUGACGCAAAACUGUAAAACAAAGGGAUUUCGGUUUGAAAGUCAGAAGAAUUUGCUCUGGGCUCAGUACAUGUUGCCCUGCUUCGUUUCCUCCUUCCUGACCGCCAAUAAGAAGCCGUAUUUUAAAGCCUUCAAUCUAGAUCGUUUGGUCACCGUGAUUGAAAACCUAAUCAAGCAGUUUGAGGAUGAUUUGAAUGAACCCUUUAAGGAAAAAGCUUUUCCUGAAAAAAAGUUUAUUCGGAGUUUUUAUGCAGAAAAGAUUUUUUAUUUGUGGCAUAACUUGUGGUACGAGAUCAAUUUGUUUGUUUUUGACAAAACUUCUCCUGAUCACAAGCUUGAAGGAAUUCCAGGUAUACAGAGCUUGGAAAAAAUCUUUACCGAUUGCUUCUACAAUCUUCCUGAUAUACACGAGUGCUUUGAUGAUAUCAUAAGAAAGUGGACGGUUAGACAGCAAUGGUUUUUGAUGAGGAUAUCAAAGUCAAUCCGAGUUCUGGAAUUACGAAAUGCCCCCUCACCAAAUCUAAAAUAUCUCCUCAAAAUGCACAACUUUCUGGAUCAGGUGCUUUGCAUUUUGGACUACGUGCCAUCAACUAUUCGAUGGUUGCUGCAACACGUUCACAGGAAAAUUCAUUGCCUCAAACGCAAACAGAGCAUUCCAAAAGACGGAAGAGGAUUGGCCGACUUAAGAAAAAAGGUAUUUUCCGAAGCGGACAAUUUGAGCUUCAGGAAAAUUUUCGGCAUCGUUCUGCACACCCUCUUCAUCCAUAAGUCAGCGCACUAUGAUGACUGUGAAGCAUUUAUAGAUGUAGAAACUAAAAGACUGGUCGAUUUAUUCAAAGAACACAAUUGGUUGGGUUUGCGAUUAAAUCUGAUGCCCAAAUUGUGUGCCGACAAAAGGAGGGACCUGAGUUUGCUGGACAAAAACGACCUGGAAAGAAAUCCUGAAAUAACUCUGUGCCUCACAAGAAAAAUUUCAAAUGGACGCAUUGUCAUGACAAAUAAAGGAGAAAUUACGAUGGCUCCUGUCAAACACUGUCGCUGGUGCGGAAAAAUUGAAUUAUUUUCAGACAACUUGAAGUUCAUUUUAUGCUCAUACUGCAAAGAUUUUGACGAUUACCCUGAUGUGACAUGGUACUGCAGCAAAGACUGCGAGGAGACAUGCAACCGAUUAAUUCACCAGGAUGAACACGACGACUUCAUUCUAUCAUGUCUGCAUUUUGAGCCUAAGAUCAAUAUAAAUAAAUAAAUAUGAAUUAGUGUUACACAUCUAAUUAAUUGUUUACUUUUUCAAGCAAAUUAAACUUUCAAUAAAUACUUUAUAAAUUCCAAAUCAAUUUAAUAAUUAUUUUUGCAAUCCAUUUCAUGAAGAUUUAUAGCGAAUUCAAAUACCUUUAAUCAAAGUAUCUUAACACAACUGUCUGUCCAUCACACAAUUCCCCCUUCUCGACCAAGGUUGCAGUCGUGGAGUCAAGUCUAUUCUCGUCAAUCAAAGUGCCAUCCUCUUGGACCAAACGCAGUUUCGGAGUGUUUGGAACGUUGUUGGUGUUCUUUGUGCAGCACUGCUCAGCUGUGAAGUCCAACACUCGGCCAAGACUCCACUCCUUCGAAACGACAAGCACCUCCUCUCCUCCCACAGGCGUUUUGACCAAGAAGUGCAGCCUCUCGGACUGAGCAAUGUUGAGGCCUCGUUUGGCCAGCGAGGCUUUGCUUUUCAGUUUCAUCAGCUGCACUUUGGCUGCCCUUGCUCGGUUCUUGGCCGCUUUCAGCUGUUUUGCCAAUUGUUCUUCAACCUGAAAUUUUUAAUAACAUUUAAUAAUGAUAUAUUUUAUUAUAAAGCAAUAAUUAAUAAAAUAUAAUAUAAAAAUAUUUUUUUGUUUAAAUUUAAUUUUAAAAUAUU
Molecule: messenger RNA, 3579 nt
Organism: Neocloeon triangulifer
Lineage: Eukaryota; Metazoa; Arthropoda; Insecta; Ephemeroptera; Baetidae
Exons: 3
Coding region: 163-2928 (921 amino acids)
Source: RefSeq, a predicted model, not a curated record